Cuscuta campestris is the source of this 3441-nucleotide messenger RNA. Lineage: Eukaryota; Viridiplantae; Streptophyta; Magnoliopsida; Solanales; Convolvulaceae. The record is from the annotation of a GenBank genome assembly.
ACCACCAAACAAAUUAUUACCGUCUUUAUUCUCUAACUAAAUUCCAAGUUUGACUUCACCAAGAUUAAAUCAAACUUUAUUCUUUGAUUUUUUUUAAAUUUUGUUCUUAAAAUGAUUUUAAUGUGACCUAAGAUUAAAAAAAAACUUUUUAUGUGUUUGACUUUGUAUGCGUUGAGCUAAACCCCGACCUAUAGUAUUUGACUUAUUCCAAUACACGCCCGCAUGGGUAGGUCAAGAGCGGUGAAAUCUUGGACCGAUGACCAGGGAUCGAGUCCCGCAAGCGGCAGUGUGGGAGCUAUCCAAAAAUCCCAUAAAGGCUAUCUUCUUCUCCGGCAAGAGCUCGCCCGAGCAAGAAGCGGCGGCUCUUCGCGACAGUAAUUGGUGGUUGAAUUGCAGCCAAGUCAACUUCAACACAAGCGACCACUGCACAUGGCCUGGCAUAGCUUGCGAUCGGAACGGGAGUGUCACGCAAAUUGCGUUACCUCCGGAUUGGCACUCGCACUGCGCUGCAAUCGGCGACAAGUUUCGCCGGCUAAGCUUUUCGUCCUUACCGAACUUGGCCGUCCUCAAUCUCACCGGGCAGGAACUUGCAGGUACGAUUCCGAUCGAGAUUGGAAGCCUUAGAAAUCUCGCUGUACUUGACUUGUCUUCGAAUAGAUUAAGAGAUCUCUUGUCUAGUCUUGUUAGGAACCUCACGAGUUUGUUAGAGCUCGAUGUUUCCAGUAAUUCGUUUUAUGGACCAGUUCCACCUGAAAUAGGGAGUCUGGGAAGUUUAGUGAAAUUGAAGGUUGGUUCGAAUUCGUUGCAGGGUUUGAUUCCGUCUAGUCUUGGAAAUUUGAAGAGUCUAGUUAGAUUGGAAUUGCGGGACAAUUACCUGACUGGCUCGAUUCCUAAGUCUAUAGGAGAAUUAGAGAAUUUGGAAGUGCUUGAUCUUGGUUUCAACAUGAUCAAUGCAACCAUUCCUUCGCAAAUCACCCAUUUGAAGAAGCUUGUUACUUUAGAUUUACAGGUUAAUCAACUUGAGGGAUUAAUUCAUCCGUGGGUAGGGAAGUUAAAAGAGUUGGAAGUGAUCGAUCUUAGUUACAAUAACUUUGCUGGUCCGAUUCCUUCGACGAUUGGGAAAUUGGUCAAUUUGAAAGUUUUUCGUCUUGGGAACAAUUGGAUCAAUGGAAGCAUUCCGUCAGAAAUUGGAUACUUGAAGGACUUGUCCAAAUUGGAGCUUCAUGUUAACAAUAUCUCCGGUCCAUUGCCUACCCCACUUGGGAAUAUGAAGAAGUUGACCUUAGCGAUUCUCUCAACGAAUUGGAUAAGUGGCUCUAUUCCAUCAGAAUUGGGAGGUUUAGAGAAUCUAAUGACAUUGGACUUGUCAAGCAACAAUCUCACUGGAAGGAUCCCUUUGUCCCUAGGUAAACUUAGGAACCUCCGUUCUCUUCGUCUUGGUUGGAACCUUUUGGAUGGUCCUGUACCGAAAGAAUUAGGUAACUUGACGCAAUUGCAGGUUCUUGACUUGUCUACAAAUUGGUUAGAAGGUCAGUUACCAGAUGCUCUUGGAAGCCUUACAAGUUUAUUUGAGUUUGAUGUUUCCAAUAAUGCAUUGUACGGUUUUAUUCCACCUGAAAUCGGGUUCAUGAGAAGCCUAGCCAAAUUGAACCUAAGUAUCAAUUCGUUGAAUGGUUCGAUUCCAACGAGUUUUGGAAAUUUGAAGGGUUUGUUCGAAUUGGAUCUUUCAACAAAUUGGGUCAGUGGUUCUAUUCCUUCAUUCGAACAUCUACUUAUGCUCAGACAGUUAAACCUAUCAAGAAACACAUUGAAAGGUACUAUCCCUAUGGAAGUGCUCUCAAGAAGGUUAGAUCUAGUAGACUUGAGCUAUAAUAAUCUCUCUGGAAAGCUUCCAACGAACUUCACAUGGCAAGUGUCUGAAAUUGAUCUAUCAUUUAACUCCUUCAGUGGUAUACUUCCUUGUACUCUACACCAAAAUCGUCACUAUAAAUUUGGUGGAAACAAAGGUUUAGUGCAUGAAUCAUGCAAGACAUCUCAACUUCUGCCCCCACCUGCGAGUGCUCAUAGUGAAAAUGGACGAAGCAGAACCAAGAAGGUUGUGAUAAUCGCAAUCUGCACAGGAUGUCUUGCAUGCAUUAUUCUUGUCUUCUUUUUAUCAUCUCGAAUUAAGAAAGACGUGAUAACAAACUCCGAAUCGGAGAAAGAAGAAUCAACAAAUGCAGACUUGACUGCAGUAUGGAACUUCGAUGGGAAAAUUGCUUUCCAAAAUAUUAUUACAGCAACUGAAGACUUUGACAUCAAGUAUUGUAUAGGAACCGGUGGUUAUGGCAGUGUUUAUAAAGCAAAACUUCCAAGUGGAAAGGUCGUCGCAGUGAAGAAACUCCAUCAUUAUGAAGCUGAAGAACCAGAAUUUGACAGAAGUUUUAAAAACGAAGCAAAAAUGCUGACAGAGAUUCGCCAUAGGAACAUUGUAAAACUUCAUGGGUUCUGUUUGCAUAGAAGAUCGAUGUUCUUAAUUUACGAGUACAUGGACAAGGGAAGCCUUUUUUAUGUCCUCAGAAAUGAUGUCGAAGCUGUUGAGCUAGAUUGGGGAAAAAGAGUGAGCAUCAUCAAUGGCGUGGCACAAGCUUUAUCUUAUAUGCACCAUGAUUGCAGUCCUCCAAUUGUUCAUCGAGACAUUUCGAGCAACAACAUCUUGUUAAACUCCAAUUUAGAAGGCUUCCUCUCAGAUUUCGGCACUGCUAGACUCCUUAGUCCUCAUUCGUUGAAUCAAACAGUACUUGCCGGUACAAAAGGUUAUAUAGCCCCAGAGCUUGGAUGCACUAUGAUCGUGAACGAACGAUGUGAUGUAUACAGCUUUGGAGUAGUUGCAUUAGAAACAAUAAUGGGAAAACAUCCUGAAGAAGUUAUUUUGUUACUUGCAUCAAAGUCUCAUCAAGACAAAGUGCUGAUAGAUCUGUUAGAUCCACGCAUCUUACCUCCAUCAAGCAAGAAAGAUGCACAGAGCAUUGCUAUUACAACCAAAAUUGCACUCUCAUGCUUGAACUCUAACCCGAAAUUGAGACCAACGAUGAAACAAGUUUGUGCAGAGCUCAACGUUUGUGAUAGGACGGGUUUGCAUCAACCUCUAGAUGCCAUAUCAAUUUGGAGUUUGGUAAUGAAUGCAGGUAUUUGAAGUUGUGUUCCACAAACAUUAGCGUAGAUUUUAAUGGGAAACAUUGACAGCUCUCGUUGUUUCUUACAUCUCAAGCCAACCAAGGCAGUAGACACCAACAUAAAUAAUUGAAGCUCUGGUAUAUUCAUUUAAUGUCCCAACGUAUACUGCUCUGAUGCUUUGUUAAUUUCAUGCAUUCUACUAGUAUAGUACUCCGUAGUAUUUACCAAUAGUGUUGUGAUUAUCUAUGUGCUUGAUGUAAAAAAAAAUGAAAGUCUUAUCUAAUA